UAACAACCACGGAGGCUUGAAUCAGGAUAAGUCCUCUCUCAACACCAGCAUCGUGAUAGAGGUCACCGACACUCAGCCUUCCAUGGAGCUGACCUCCAUUACGGGUAAUAGUAAAGACGUGGAGGCCUCAAAGACAGAAAAAGAAGAGGAAACCCCAGAUGCACCAAAAGCCCCUCCUCCUGUCAGCAUGUUCAUCUUCAAACCCAACAACCUGGUCCGCAGGGCCUGCCACUAUAUUGUCAAUCUUCGUUAUUUCGAGAUGUCAAUCCUUCUUGUGAUCGCCGCCAGCAGUAUCGCCUUGGCUGCUGAAGACCCUGUCAACACUAAUUCAGACAGGAACAAAGUGCUGCGCUAUUUUGAUUAUGUAUUCACUGGUGUCUUCACAUUUGAAAUGAUAAUCAAGAUGAUUGAGCAGGGAUUGAUCUUACAUGAUGGCUCCUAUUUCCGUGACCUGUGGAACAUUCUGGACUUCAUAGUUGUGGUGGGAGCUCUGGUGGCCUUUGCUCUCACGAAUGUGAUGGGGAGUAACACUGGAAGAGACAUUAAAACCAUCAAAUCACUGCGUGUUCUCAGAGUAUUGAGGCCACUUAAGACUAUUAAAAGACUUCCCAAACUCAAGGCCGUGUUUGACUGUGUGGUCACAUCGCUAAAAAAUGUCUUCAACAUCCUCAUCGUCUACAAGCUCUUUAUGUUCAUAUUUGCAGUCAUUGCAGUGCAGCUUUUCAAAGGGAAAUUUUACUACUGUACCGACAGUUCCAAGGACACAGAAGACGAGUGCAAGGGUUACUACAUUGACUAUGACAAAGACAAGAAAAAGGAGAAACGAGAGUGGAAGAGACGUGAUUUUCAUUAUGAUAACAUCAUCUGGGCUCUGUUGACUCUCUUCACUGUAUCCACUGGGGAAGGGUGGCCGCAAGUUUUGCAGCACUCUGUGGAUGUGACCGAGGAGGACCGGGGUCCCAGUCAGGGAAACAGAAUGGAGAUGUCCAUCUUUUACAUCAUUUAUUUUGUGGUGUUUCCCUUCUUCUUCGUCAACAUAUUUGUGGCCCUCAUCAUCAUCACCUUCCAAGAGCAGGGUGACAAAAUGAUGGAGGAGUGCAGUCUGGAGAAAAACGAGAGGGCUUGUAUCGACUUUGCCAUCAGUGCCAAACCUUUGACUCGCUACAUGCCCCAGAACAGACAGACCUUACAGUUCCGGCUGUGGCACUUUGUGGUGUCUCCUGUAUUUGAAUACACCAUACUGACGAUGAUCGCCCUUAACACCAUCGUUCUCAUGAUGAAGCAUCAUGACCCUAUUGACGGCUAUGACAAUGUACUAAAAUACCUCAACACUGUUUUCACUGUUAUUUUCACUGUGGAAUGUGUUCUCAAGAUCCUGGCAUUUGGUAUUAUGAAUUAUUUCAGAGACACAUGGAAUAUAUUUGACUUCAUCACAGUUCUAGGAAGCAUCACUGAAAUUGUGGUUGACAAAGUCCACACAGCAAAAAGUUUUAAUAUGGGCUUCCUGAAGUUAUUCCGGGCAGCUCGGCUGAUUAAACUUCUGCGUCAGGGCUACACCAUCCGUAUUCUGCUUUGGACUUUUGUCCAGUCUUUCAAGGCUCUACCAUAUGUCUGUCUGCUAAUCGCCAUGCUGUUUUUCAUCUAUGCCAUCAUUGGCAUGCAGGUAUUCGGCAACAUCAAGCUAAAUCCAAAAAGCCAUAUCAACGAACACAAUAACUUUAAGACAUUUUUUGGUGCACUCAUGCUGUUGUUUAGGAGUGCAACAGGUGAGUCAUGGCAGGAAAUCAUGUUAUCGUGUUUAGGAGAGAAGGAAUGUGAAAAAGAUGAGUCUCUCAACAACUCAACAACAAAUGAGAAAAAAGAUUGUGGUACCGAGUUUGCAUACUUCUACUUUGUCUCCUUCAUCUUCUUCAGUUCUUUUCUGAUGCUAAAUCUGUUUGUGGCCGUGAUUAUGGAUAAUUUUGAGUACCUGACACGUGACUCGUCCAUUCUGGGUCCUCACCACUUGGAUGAGUUUGUACGGAUCUGGGGAGAGUAUGACCGUGCAGCAUGUGGAAAACUACACUAUAAGGAGAUGUACAAAGUAGUACGCACAAUAUCACCUCCACUGGGCUUUGGAAAGAAUUGUCCCUACAGGGUGGCAUGCAAGCGGUUGGUUCUGAUGAACAUGCCAGUGGAUGAAGACAUGUCCGUCCACUUCACCUCCACUCUUAUGGCCCUGAUACGCACCGCGCUGGACAUUAAAAUCGCUCGAGGGGGUGAGGACAGGGGUCAGAUGGACAUAGAAUUGCAGAAGGAAAUCAGUGUCAUCUGGCCACACCUCUCCCAGAAAUCUCUUGAUCUGCUUGUACCCAUCCACAAAGCCAGUGACAUGACCAUUGGGAAGAUUUAUGCAGCCAUGAUGAUCAUGGACUACUACAAGCAGAACAAAGCUAAGAAGCUCCGGCAACAGCUUGAGGAACAGAAACAUGCACCGAUGUUCCAACGCAUGGAUGCAUCUUCACUGCCACAGGACAUUCUCUGCAGUGCCAAAGCUCUGCCAUUCCUGUCCCACAGUGCAGGAUCUGCCCUGAGUAGAGGUGGGUUUGUGGCACUGAGUCCCAUCUCCCCUCAAGAUCUCUUCAUGCAGCCCUUGGCCCAAGACAGCAUGGAAGAGAGGGAUGAAUACCAACACCAGUAUCACCUUCAGAGUAUGGUGCCCGAGCACAAAGAAUUUAGCAGUCCGCUGUGCCCCACUAGCAUGCAGGUCGAUCCUCUGCAAGUGCCAGGGAGAGGCGUCUCUAUCCGAGCCUCUUCCAUGCCUCGCCUGGCGAUAGAGCCACAGGUAUCUUCAGAGAGCAAACUGAUGAAGCGCUCGUUCUCCACGAUCGGUGAUCAGUGUGUGAAUGGUGACUGGCAGGAAGAGUUCUCGCUGGAGAGGGUGAGCCCAGACAGACUGGAAAGACCCAGGCAAAGAAGCUUCAGAGCUGUCAGGUCAAGCCUGCGGGAGCCAGUGGACAAAGAGAGAGGACGGUCUAAAGAGCGAAGACACCUGCUGUCUCCAGAUGUGUCUCGCUGCAACUCAGAGGAAAGGAGUCAGUCCCAGGAGAGACGCCACUCUCGAUCGCCCAGUGAGGGCAGGAAGCACACGACCCUCAGACAGGGAAAUAGUUCAGGCAGCCCAGUUCCUUCCACUUCUGAUUCAGGGACGCCACGAGGGCGCCGUCAACUCCCACAGACACCUUCUCGGCCUCGGCCCCACAUCUCCUACUCUCCAUUAGUGUGCCGUGCUCAACCCACACAAGGGGAGGUUCGGGCACGGGCCCAGUCCGCAGAGGAAGGGGAGGAACCAACCGGGACGAGGCCAGGCACCGCCAUGGCCCACUCCACCCCUCACCGCUACAUCUCGGAGCCAUACCUGCCACUGCAGGAGGACGUUAAUAGUCCGAACUCAAGUGGUGUAAAGGAGACUCUCACUUUUGAGGCUGCCAUGGCAACCAGCCUGGGACGCUCCAACACCAUCAGCUCCGCUCCACAACUGCGUCACACCUGGCAGGUGCCUAACGGACAUUUCCGUAAACGACUAGCACAAGCCACGUCGGGGACGUCAGGCUGCGAGCUUCUCAGUGACACUGAUGAGGAUGACCGGUGUUAGAUUGACGUUCGGAUUGAUGCCUCUGAACUUUGUGCCUGGAUCUAAGGAAAAAAUAUGCCUGUAUGUGUUUAUUUGUGUGUCUGUGAAUGUAGAGUCUAAUCAGAGAUGUGUAAUCAUCUCAGAAGAACCAUACUAAAGAACUGAUUGUGGUGAAAGGACAGCAGCAAACAUGUUGAAAUGAUCAACAGUCCAAGCAUGAACACACUGAGGUUGAAGAUCGGGUUUGUGCCCUUACACUUUCUCUGAACCCGCACAUGGAUGAAGCGCUGGCUAAUGCAGAUGCAUCCAAAAGCAUCAUCAGGAUUUGGGUCUUGCCUGAACGCACUCAGGUUUCCAAACCUGCCUCCACAUAUUGAGAUGUCCCAUCAGCAGAAAAUCUGUAUACUGCUAAUAAGGACAGUGUGUUCAGACACAGCAUUUACAUGGACCUUUCCUGGCAUGGUAUACAGCAGUGUACAUGUGGAUGCCACUUGUUUAUGAUUUUCAGAGGCUGAUGGGCAGAUGACAGAUGCGUAACGGGGGCUUUGACAUCCUGAUUGUUCUGCUACCUGUGUCGGAGGUUUAUUUAGGAGGUACGCACAAGCAUACACUCCAAUACUCACACUCAGAAUGCAGGCAGUGAUGUUCAGUCGGUCUAUGACGAGAGGUAAAUACCCCUUUAACUACAUAUCGUAAUAAUGACUGACAUUCCGUGAAGGUAACAGGAAUGUGAAGGGCCUGAUAAAUAGUGUAUGACGUUAAUGCAAGUGGAUCCAGGUGACGUCCUGGCCUUUAACAGUGGAGUCUAUAUGGAGGACUCAUGUAUCGUAUGUAAAUAUUAUAAAUCCAGGCAGUAUAUGUACUGAGAAGUUUCCAAGCCAUGUUUUCUGUAAAGAAUAUAAAUACAAAUGACCAAUCCCUGUCCUUACUAUUUGUAAUGCAAUCCAUUUGAAAUGGUUCACAUACACCGUGUUAUGUUUGAUUAGACUUAUCUCAUUCUUUUCUAGCUGAUUAUUCUUGACCCUUAAGAAAAUUUCUAAAGUUUCUCUUGGGGUGAAUCUCACAAAGACUGUCAGGGUCAUUAUUUCACCACAAAGCCAAAAGGAAAAAUAAACUAUUAUAUUUUGCGAAAAGAAAAUGAAGAAUCCAAUAUGCAAGCAACCAUUAUGAAUUUUUGCAUUGCUACAUAGAAUUUUUUACUUGUGUAGUAAAUACAAUACAAAAGUACAAUGGGUUGCGAACAUUAUAUCAAAAUGCAAAAAAAAAAAGGAUAUUUACUGUAGUUGUGAAGUAUGAAUACAGGAGAGUCUUAUGAGAAUCUUGUGAUAAUAAAAAAUUCUGGAUGCAUUGCAAUCAUGAGAAUUUGGGGGAAAUAAUGUCCUUAAAAUAAUGUCACAAUGCAAAUAAUCUUAAUGGUACACAAAUAGGGAUCCUUGCUUCCUAUGCAAAUUAUAAUUUCAAAGCAACAACAACAAAAAGGGUAAGAUAUGACCUGUACAUGUUUAACUGUGAUUCACCCCUCUAGCUCUAUUAAAAUAAUGGGAAAGCAAUUACAGUGAGUGUUUGUUGCCUUCGGGUUCAUUUGUAAUGUUUAUUGUGAAUUUCCGUUUAUAGUUCGGCAUAGAAACUGAAUGAGUCUUGUAGUUUAAAUUGAUGAGAAGCAUCACCUCCUUCUUACGUGCUAGGCCUAGCAGAAAAGCUGCUCUUGCGAAUGCAUUUGCAAAAUUCAAAAUGUACGUUUAGCCUGAAUAUGGUGAGCUGGGACUGAAAAGUAGCUGUAGGAAAUGGGCGUAAGGUGUAAUAUUAGCCUUUUGAGUAUUGUAGCAGAAGUAUGGAACCAGUGUUAUUGGUCACCCAACAUGCCUCCUCAGACUGGUCUCCUCUCUCGAUUCCACAUAAAUGAUACAAAGAAACAAACAAAACAAAGAUAAUUACAUGGCAUUUUUGAAUUAAUAAAGAUCUUUGGUUAGUUUCUGUAUAUUCCAGCAUCUUAUUAUAAGCAUUUUAAAAUCAGUUGCCCCUCAAGAGAAUUUCUGUAUCAUGUGUUGUGUUGUAAUUUGUUUUCUUGACAUGUUCCUAAAUGUGAAUAGAGAGUAUUUGGUACUUGUUCUUCAUGGCCUGCUGGGGGUCGCUGCCUUGUGAAUUAUAUUAAAUAAAAAUAGA
This is a messenger RNA of Sinocyclocheilus rhinocerous, 5776 nucleotides long. RefSeq names its product voltage-dependent R-type calcium channel subunit alpha-1E-like. Gene Ontology annotation, molecular function: high voltage-gated calcium channel activity. The transcript has 28 exons. Gene Ontology annotation, biological process: calcium ion import across plasma membrane; chemical synaptic transmission. The record is from RefSeq and is a predicted model, not a curated record. The coding region runs from base 83 to 3634 and encodes 1183 amino acids. Lineage: Eukaryota; Metazoa; Chordata; Actinopteri; Cypriniformes; Cyprinidae. Gene Ontology annotation, cellular component: membrane; neuronal cell body; voltage-gated calcium channel complex.